This is a messenger RNA of Paramacrobiotus metropolitanus, 5308 nucleotides long. Its product is annotated as UDP-glucose:glycoprotein glucosyltransferase 1-like. Gene Ontology annotation, cellular component: endoplasmic reticulum. The record is from RefSeq and is a predicted model, not a curated record. Gene Ontology annotation, molecular function: UDP-glucose:glycoprotein glucosyltransferase activity. NCBI's taxonomy places the organism in Eukaryota, Metazoa, Tardigrada, Eutardigrada, Parachela, Macrobiotidae.
UCUCAUCUUCAGUUUCUGCAGAACUUGCCGUUACUUGCGGAAUGAAAAAUUAUUGUUUUUGUGUUGAAUUUGUUGAUAAAUUUUUUUCUGUUAUUGUGAUAAUUUCGCUGAACUUUUUCGUUCCUUGUUCGUGCAGGACCCUGGCACCCUGCUGCUAGUAAAAUUGCCGAGGCCUGUGUUGUGCGUGGAUUUGUUGUGACUGGCGCGUGAAAACGACCCACGUCAUUUCCCUUUUCAUUGCACCGCCGCAAGGCACCGCACUACUCUGCCGAUCGUCGAAACGAUCCGUCCACACUUGCGUGGCUCUCAUUCUACUACGUGCCUGACGUUCCGAAUAUCUCCUUAUUUAUGGGAUUUCUGUGAGAGAAAUCUACCGUCCUGAUCACCGCACAUUCCCCAAAAUGAGGCUCCGCAGCGUCUUGCUGCUGAUGCUUAUAUCGCAAUUAUCCCUGUUCAUCAAUGCCGAGAACGCCAUCAAGCUAAAAUCCGUCACGGCCAGUCUCUACACGAAAUGGCACGAGACCCCGCUGCUGGUGGAAGCCAGUGAGUUUUUCUACGACGAGAGCCCGACGCUCUUCUGGAAAUUCUUGGAGCACUUGCAUCUGCAUGUGGGCACGGCACCGAUCGUCAGCGACAAGGAACAGUAUGAUAUCGCCGUGGAAAUCGGGGAAGUGCUGCUGUCGCCUGUCCGCCAGAACUUUCUCCUCUUCGCCCUGGCGCUGCGCUACUAUUCGGCGCGCAUUGAGAUGUACCGACAGAUUGUCGAUUCGGAGAAUAUCGUGCGGGACUGCGCGGAUGUCGUCGUGGAUUUCGGGAAUGGGAAACGCGCGUGUGGACUGGAAGAGCUGCAGUGGAAUUUGGUGGGAUUCCGCCAGCAACAACCCGCCAACAGGCCUCUUCUCAUGUCCAUCGACCAUCAUUUCUCACCGCCCCGCCCCACCGAUGCCACCAUCAUCGUUUACGGCAACAUCCUAAUCCCUUCCUUCUACCAGACGCACUCGUUUCUCGAAUCCCAGCCGGAUAUCCAUUACGUAUUCCGCCACUACCUCCCUCCGAAUCCUCACCCAUCCCGCGUCCGCAUUCCCGGCUACGGCGUCGAGCUGGCCAUCAAAUCCACGGAAUACAAAGCACAGGAUGAUAGUAAAAUACAGGAAGGCGACGCCGCUUCCACCGCCGAUCUGAGCUCCGAUGAGGAGCUGGACGCCGACAUUGAAGGUUUUGAUUUCGGGAUGUUGAAGAACCGGCUCCCGUUGAAAAAGGAUCAGCUGGAGCAGUUCAAAUCGUAUCUGCUGCACAGCUCCGACACGGAGCUGACAGCGUUGAAAGCCUGGCAGUUUCAGGAUAUGAGCUACCAGGCUGCGGAAAAAGUUCUCAAAGUGGCUAAAACGCACUCCGGCAGCGCGACAGAUGCCCUGAAGACGCUACGGGAUUUGAGCCAGAACUUCCCGACGCAGGCGCCGACCCUCCUGCGCAUCCCGGUGCGCGAGGAAGUCAAGGGGGAGAUUGCGGAAUCGGGAGUUUUUGCGCAUUAUCUCAACGUCGAAGCCGGCGGUUCGGCGUUCCUGAUUAACGGCGUCUCGUACGAGACGGAUUUGUUGGAUGCAUAUACGUUGUUUGAUAGCCUACGCGAGGAGAAUAAAUUGUUGGAGCGGUUGCACGAUCUGGGCAUCCGGGGUCCGGAUUUGUCCGCCAUCUUGGAGAUGGAUUUCCGGCCGUCGAGUAGCGCCAAGUACGGAGUAGAUUUCCGGCAUCCGGCGAUGAAUUUUGUCAAUGAUCUAGAGAAGGAUGCACGAUACUCGGAAUGGUCGGCCAGCGUGCGCGAUCUUAUUCGCCACACGUUUCCACCAACGCUGCUGAAAGCGAUUAAAAAGAAUUUUUAUAAUCUGAUUUACGUAAUGGAUCCCGGGACGCCGGAGAAGAACGGUGAGAUUCUCCGGUUACUGGAAUCAUUUUACGUCCAUAAACUUCCGAUUCGUAUGGGCUUGGUCUUUGUUACGAAUCCCGAUGCCAGUGUACACGGGAAGACGGAUGCUUCGCUGGCCGUGUACAAUGCUUUUAAAUACGUUGAAGAGAAGAAAUCAGCCUAUGGAGCGUUGUCGUAUCUGACGGAUUUGUACCAGAAAUUGUCGACCGUUGAAAAACUGACACCGGAAGCGGUUAUCGCUCACUUCGCUGGUAAAUACCCGAAAGAGAGCGCCGAUAUGGUAUUCGGGGAGAAAUCGCCGUAUGAAGAUGGCCGCAACGAUGGACGAGCGUUUGUGGAUAAACUAAAUCUGGGAGUCCUUCCGGUGGCGUUGUUGAACGGCGUUCCGUUGGAUCGAUCGAAGCUGAAUAUGGAGGAGUUUGAAAAUGAGGUGCUGGUGGAGAUUGUCAAUGUAUAUUCCGUGCUGCAGCGCGAUGUGUCGUCAGGUGAGCUGACGGAUUUCUCCGAUGUCGUGGCGCAUAUCAUGGGCAAACCGCAUGUUGUUCCGCGAUUGAAUCCGCAAAUUUUAAAUCCAACAGCGUAUAAUGUACUGGAGUUUGGUGGGAAAAGUUUGGAUGCGUUGAAUUAUACGUUUCAAGCGUUCCAGCACCUUCUCCCCGCUGAUCGGACUGCGACAAUGGCUGCCGCUUCGUUUUACCUGGUUAAGCACGAAGAUGAAGGUCCGUACCCGGUGACCAUGUGGGUGGCUGCAGAUCCGGAAACGUCUGCCGGUCGGGAUCUGUUCUACACCGCCGUGAAACAGAGUAAAACCAGCAACAACCUCCGUGUGGCCUUUAUCUUCAACCCGGGGAAUGUGCAGUUCGACGGGUCAAGCCACCUGAUCACCAAAGCCAUCCAAGUGGCGAUGGAAACGCAGACGGUUAAUAUGGCACGGAAUUUCGUUACCAAAUUGCUCAAGGAGGAGAACGUUGCCGAACUGCUUGCAGGCAUGAAAACGCUGCAGGAUUUCGAAGUAAAUGGCAUGGAUAUGGCGGCAUUUAAUUCCGGAUUGAAGGAAUUAUCGUUGGACUUUUUGAAGAUCCACAGCCUGUACGCUCAGCAGCAAUUCAGUCUCAAACCGGGCGAAUCUGGCGUUGUCGCUAACGGGUAUAUCAUAGCUCCCGUGACUGAUGAUUUCGGCGCCGAUGAUUUCCAGUUGUUGGAGAAGUUCACCGGGACGUACGGUGCGACGAAGCUGUCGACGGAACUCAACCGACUGCAUGUUUUCGCCUCGGCUGAGCAGGUUUCCGAUGUGGUCAUGAUGACGUCCGCUGUUCUGAGUGGAUUAGGGAACACGGAGGAGGCGAAGAAGCGUCUGAAAGUGUUGUACAGCGAAACAGAGCAUUCCGUAGUGAAUAUCGACGCCCGCAAUCCCGAUCGACCGGCGUUUGACAUAACCUUUAUUGCCGAUCCACUUUCCAAGGAAGCACAGAAAGUCACUCCGCUCCUGAUGGUCCUGCACGAAACGCUCAACUGUCGCAUCCGCAUCUUCUUCAACUGCCGUGAUAAACUGUCGGAACUGCCGCUGAAGAGUUUCUACCGCUUAAUUGUCGAGUCCAAACUGACGUUCUCGACGAACGGCUCCAUUGCGGCGGGUUAUGCUGUGGCGCGCUUCCCCGCUCUGCCCCAUACCGCGCUCUUAACGAUGAAUCUCCAGCCACCGGAUAACUGGCUGACGGAAGCCAAGUAUGCCGUGUACGAUCUGGACAAUAUUCGCUUGAAUGAAGUGGACGGACGCGGGGUGCACGGGGAGUUUGAGUUGGUGAAUCUGCUGCUGGAGGGUUCGGCCAAGGAUCAGAGUACAGAUCAGCCGCCCCGCGGGACGCAGUUCAUCCUGGGGACACCGUCCAGUCCGGGAAUGGUCGAUACGAUUGUCAUGGCGAAUUUGGGGUAUUUCCAGUUUAAGGCCAAUCCUGGAGCGUGGAUUAUGAAAUUACGAGAAGGCAGAUCGCGCGAUAUUUAUAAUUUCGCCACGACCGAAGGCACGGAAAAGGACGGCUCAGAUGCCGAACAAGUGCGUGUGGUCGUCAGUUCCUUCAGCACGAAAAUGCUGACCAUCAGCGUCCGCAAACGCAGCGGCAUGGAACGCGAAGACGUCCUAAGUGAGGCGGCCGCCAGCGCCGAUAAGAAAGCCGGCACCGGCAUCCUAGACUCCAUCUCCAGCUACUGGCACAGCGGGGAGGACGUGGCCACGGUCACCGCACCGGAGGACGAUGUCAUCAACAUCUUCUCCCUGGCCAGUGGGCAUCUGUAUGAGCGCUUCCUGCGGCUGAUGAUGUUAUCCGUUGUUAAGAACACCAAGACCCCGGUGAAGUUCUGGUUUUUGAAGAAUUAUCUGUCGCCGCAGUUUAAGGAAUUUCUCCCGUACAUGGCCAGUCAUUAUGGGUUCCAGUUUGAGUUGGUGGAGUAUAAAUGGCCGCGGUGGCUGCACCGGCAGUCGGAGAAGCAGCGGUUGAUUUGGGGCUAUAAGAUUUUGUUCCUGGAUGUGCUGUUCCCGUUGUCGGUGAAGAAAAUCAUCUUUGUGGAUGCCGAUCAGAUUGUCCGAGCCGACAUGAAAGAGCUGCGGGAUCUCGAUUUGCAGGGCGCUCCGUAUGGUUACACACCGUUCUGCGACAGUCGCACGGAAAUGGACGGUUUCCGCUUCUGGAAGUCCGGCUACUGGGCGACGCAUCUCGGCCACCGGAGGUACCACAUCUCCGCGCUGUACGUGGUGGAUCUGGUCAAAUUCCGCAAGAUCGCCGCCGGAGACCGCUUGCGAGCCCAGUACCAGGGCCUCUCCCAAGACCCCAACAGUCUGUCCAAUCUCGACCAAGAUUUGCCGAACAACAUGAUCUUCCAGGUGCCCAUCAAAUCCCUCCCGCAGGAAUGGCUGUGGUGCGAGACCUGGUGCGAUGAUCAGUCGAAAACCUGGGCCAAGACCAUCGAUCUGUGCAAUAAUCCCCUGACGAAGGAGCCGAAAUUGACCAGUGCCAUGCGGAUCAUCCCGGAAUGGAAGGGAUACGAUGACGAGAUUCGUGAGUUGCUGGAGCAGUUUUAUGCGGGGAAGGGCGGUGGUGUGGUGGGCGUGGUGGAGCCGCGGAUGGAGGAGAUGAAGGAGGAUGUGCAAGAAGAGGAGAACGAGAUUCCCAUACAUAAUACCGCACAUGGACAUGUUGAAUUGUGAAGUGAAGGGAAUCGUUGCAAUUAUAUUCCGGCAUAUUUCCGUUGGACGUUAAUAUAAUGAGAUUGGCACAUGUGAUACGGAGAUAUUGUGCCGACACGUUCAUUGUUUUGUUGCGCUUUUGGUUUUAUUUGUUUUUUAUUGGGAAAAUGUUGGAUUCAAAUGUGAAAAAAAAACUGUAGAAA